AGUCACGCUGCGAGCAAUCACGACCUAUUCACAAGUUGGAGCAGAGAAAAGUAGUAUAAGUACAAUAGUAGCAUCUGGACUGUCAGCCAUGAUUUGGUCGAAGAUGCGACCAAAGAGAAAGAUGCGCAUCACUGCACGUUGAAAAGAACUUCUUGGAAAGCACUUCCGUCUGUGGAGAGUCUCCAGAGCAUCAGCUGCGUAGUUUCGCAGUAGCGGGCUGCGAAAGGUGCAAGAAACACAGUCUGAUCACCCCCUUCCUCCUACCUCCACGCACCGCACGGGGCUGACGCCCAGCGCAUUGAAAGGAAGAGUGAUUCUUGCAGCCGUGCUCCUUGUUUCCCAGCACUACGUGCAUCAUUUGCUGCAAAAAUGGCGUCCAGCAGCUCCUCCUCGGGCGGCGCAUCAAUGUCGAUGAAGAACAAGUCGUCGAAGCAGCUUUUGCUUGCGAUGCAGCGCUACAUCGAGAACAUGCUGGACCGUGUCCCGGGCAUGAAGGUACUCGUCCUGGACCAGGAGACGACGGGCAUCAUGAGCAUGGUCUACUCCCAGUCCCUAUGGAUUGCAAAUAUGUCUGGGUCUGGAAGAGCCAAACUUGUGAUGCUGCAUUUGGAUGCUAUAAAAAUCUGUAUUGCAGCAUGUUGAGCAGCAAGAAGAGUCAAAUUUGGCUACGCGGAGAAGACAUUUGCCAUGCAGGAUGCGCAUCGAUUGGCGCUCAAAAAAUCUGUGAUGCUAUGGCAUACAACAGAGACGUCAUGGAUCAUGGAAGAUGUGCACGACAAACUUCUCCUCUUCCAGACGCAGACAUUUUUACAUUUGAUAGUCCCAAAUCCUCGAAAAGGAGGUCUUCCUUGUCGAAAAGAUAGAAACGGAGUCCGCCAGCGGGGAGUCGGCCGGGCGGCACUUGACCGCGGUCUUCUUCAUCCGCCCGACGGACAAAAACUUCAUGCUCUUGAUAUGGAGUUCUCAAAUGUUACAUUCUGAACUGUUACAUGAAUUUGUAAUGCAAGACUGGCAAAAGUGAAAGGAGAAAGAUUGCGCCUUUUGCAUUACAAGCUUGGCGCAGAUUAUGAUGCUGUCUAGCCCUUCCGAAAUUUGUCAUGCGAAGCAGCUCGAUCAUCUGCCGGCUCAAGGUACUUUUGCAUGACAAAUUCAUGUAACAGUUGGGAGUGUAACGUUUGAGAACGCCAUACUUGACCAAGCAGCUGAAGCUGCAGCGGUACAAGAGCUACCACCUAUCCUCUGCAAAAGUAUCGUACUCGUAGUAAUUGCAUUUAUGCAUUACAAAUCCAGUUCCUAAGGCAAAUCCGCAUUACAAAUUCAAUUUGUAAUGCUGAGCCAAUUUGUGUUGCAAUUCAUACUGGUACGAUGCUUUUGCAUUUCAUACCACCUGUUUUUCACCAAUUCCGUUCCGCACCACCGACUCGAGCAGUUGGCGUGCUGCGACGAAAAGGAGUUGGUGCAGCAGGUAUUUUUUUAUCGCAGCACGACGGUAGUUGUUCGAGGGAUUUGUUGCGGUUAUGAAGAUCGAGAUACGGCAUACCCAUACGCAAUGUUGAUGAGUUUCUACCUGUACAACCUCCGAGUUGAAAAGGAAGAUGUUCUCUCUGCUGUGCCGAGGAAAUGAACUGGAGCAUCACAUGAAAAAAUCUAACCCAGGUGCAAGAAAUUUUCAGCGACGUGUAUGCAGUCACCGACUCGCUUUUUUCCCUGAAUCAAGCGAGCAAUAUUUGGAUGGCGGUGCGAAACCCGGUGCAUUGGACGGCGUACGAGGAAUCGAUCUUUCAGCGACAUGUCGAGGGGAUUUUGAGCAGCCUGCUCUCCCUGCAAAGCAUCGACGGCUCCAAGCCCGUAAUACGCUACGCCCACGGAUCGGUCAUAACGCAAAAACUUGCACAGGAACUGACGCAGAGAAUACGGGACGAGUCGGCGCUGUUCGGUAUGGUUUCGUGCUCUUUGUUUUGUGUUUUUUAUGUAGGCGGGCCGCCUAUUGGAAACGCAUUCUGUCAUGCAUGAAGCGUACAACGUCGACUACGGCGACGGCCUGUGUCUGUGUGAAUAUCGCUUUACUUAUUUAUAAUUUCCUUUCCUCCAUCCAGGCUCCAGCCCCUCCCAGCAUACCGGCGCUCCACCGAGGACGGUGUUGAUUGCGGACCGGCGGGACGACCCUGUAACCCCGUUGCUGAACCAGUGGACCUAUCACGCGAUGAUCAACGAGCUACUCACCUCGGAAAACAACCGCGUGGACUUACGGAAGGCCCCCGGGAUUUCCGCCGAACAGAAGGAAGUGACCAUAUCAACCAAAGACGACCCCUUUUUCGAGGAAAACAUGUACUCGAACUUCGGCGACUUGGGAGCGAGUAUAGAUGCCCGUUUUUAGAUUGGUUUUGCAUUAUUUGGUGCUCCGAAUCAAUGGUGGUCGUGGUCAACACGGUCACGGUCGGGCGAGAUGACGCAAGCAGAACAGAAUGAGUCGUGCUGAAAAUAUUUUCUUCAUAUAUUCUAAUGGAAGCGACAUAGCGAUAUUAGCUCCUCCAAUCGUCGAAGAUCGCGUUGAAAACUCGUCUCAGAUAUCAAGCGCUAUUUGGCCACGUUCCAGCAGCAGACGCAGAACAGCCAGAACAUCGAAACGAUUGAGGACAUGCAGAAUUUUGUCGACAACUACCCGGAAUUCAAGCGUUUGUCUGGAAACGUCUCAAAACACGUCGCCGUCGUGCACGAGCUCAGCAGAAUUGUGCAGAACUGUAUCUAUAAUAAAAUGAGACCGCCCUUCUGCCUAGAAUUUUUCUUGGCUAGGCAGUUAGGGUUUUAGGAUUUAGCAAGUUUAGGGCUCCUAUAUUGAUUCUCGGUAGACCUAGACGUAACUGUGACAAACUGUGACAAUGUUUUGCGUCGCGGUCGCCGUCGGUGAAGCAUUUUGCCUGUGGAUUGACGCACAUCAAAUAAGUAAAAGCCAUUUCAUAAUUUUCGUUUUCCCAACCAAAACUGCAGGUGGCCUCCUUCAAGUUUCACAAAUCGAGCAGGAUUUGGCUUGCACUGAGGCCCGGAACACGCACUUUGAUCAGGUGAUGCAAAACUUGAAGUCGCCGGAUUUGAACAACAUGGAGCGGCUCCGCUUGGUCUUACUCUUCGCCCUGCGCUACGAGAACGAGCGGGGAGCCAUUGAUUCGUUAAAGGAAGAGCUGCGUAGAAGCAAAAUCGACCCGGAACAGAUCCAGCUUGUGGACUGCUUGCUCAAGUAAUUUUUCGUGUUGUGGUCUACUCCGCUUCUUUUUCUUGUUGAAUGUCAAUAUGCAGGAGCUGCAGUGCUAUGCUGCUCGCAUUCCAAAAACAAAAGAAGGAACAAGGCUUAAUAUUUCACUAGACACGACCGCACGUCUUGUGCAAAAAAUCCAGGUACGCCGGCGCGAACGUGCGCGGCGGGGACCUUUUCGGCAACAAGACGUGGCUGAACGCGGGGCUGACCCGGUUGGCGAAGGGCUUGAGCUUCAAGGGCAUUGAGAACGUGUACACGCAGCACACGUCCGUCUUGAAAUCCGUGGUAGACCAGCUGAUCAAGGGAAAGCUGCGGGAGUCCGAGUUUCCCUUCACGCCCGGGAUGUUCGCGUCUUCGAAGGACCGCGCACCAAACUAUCAAAAGGAAAAAUCCCCCCUGCCCAUAUCAAAACGGAAAUCUGUGAUGCAGAUUUGUUGUCACAAAUCAGCUGUGUCAUGCUACACGGGAAAAGAUGCGGACUGUAGUGCUGGGUGGCGUGGGGGAGCCUUGCAUCUUCAGCAUGAUAGGAGGCAGCUGAGAGUGGGAAACAGCAUGACAAAUUGCCUGCAAACGAGACCACGACUGCGGCUCUUGGCCUUCUAGCAUGACAAGUCGAUUUGGUACCUCAAAUCCUGCAUCACAGAUUUCCAUUUCGAUAUGGGGAGGGGGGAUUUUUUCCGUUUGAUACAAACAUCUUGGUCUUCGUGGUCGGUGGCUGCACGCUGGAGGAGGCGCGGGACCUCGCAGAUCUGGCCAAGGAGCAGAGGUGCAGCAUCGUGCUGGGUGGCAGCUGCCUGCACAGCAGCAAAACAUUUUUAGCGGACGUGGCGCAACUAGCCAGGACGAGGGGGUGAAGAAGUUGGAACAGACUCUUGCUGAAGAUGGAUGUCUAGUUAUUGCACUAGCUCUAGCAGCAGAAGUCGCCGCCUUUAAAUCCAGCUCUGCCACCAGAUCUGGCUUCCUCGCCGCUACCAUUAGGACUUCUACACGGAACAGGACAUUACCAUCACGGAACCUGAUGGUAUGGUCCUCUUCCACCUGCCUCAUGAGAGACAAGACAGGAAAGAUAAGUAUUGAAGUAUCAAGGACGUCGCCGCACACAUGCCGACGGUCAUGCUGAUGAUGAAGCACCGGCGCAAGGGGUCGGGAGCACUCCUGGAACGCCGAGUUAGUACUAUGUGUCGCUGUCGAAUCUUCACUGUCAGAAUGCGCAGGAAGAUGCAACAAUGAAGCUCGGAUGGAGAAAUCGUUUUUACGUUUGUGUCGCUUACGCACCUACUAU
This is a messenger RNA of Amoebophrya sp. A120, 4535 nucleotides long. The record is from the annotation of a GenBank genome assembly. Lineage: Eukaryota; Dinophyceae; Syndiniales; Amoebophryaceae.